Molecule: messenger RNA, 3455 nt
Organism: Sciurus carolinensis (gray squirrel)
Lineage: Eukaryota; Metazoa; Chordata; Mammalia; Rodentia; Sciuridae
Gene: Klf5
Product: KLF transcription factor 5
Exons: 4
Coding region: 325-1701 (458 amino acids)
Biological process (GO): regulation of transcription by RNA polymerase II
Molecular function (GO): DNA-binding transcription factor activity, RNA polymerase II-specific; RNA polymerase II cis-regulatory region sequence-specific DNA binding
Source: RefSeq, a predicted model, not a curated record
GGGCAGGUACGCGCGCUCGCAGCUUGCUCGUGGAGAUCGGCGGUGGCGGGAGCCGGCUCCAGCGAGUGAGAGAGCGCGGUGGGGCGGGGCGGGAGAAAGUGGCUGCCUGGAGGACAUUGGCGUUUACGCGUGGCAGAGCGGAAGAGUUUUGCUUUUCGUGUGCGCCUUCGAAAACUGCGCCUGCUGUUGACCGAGGGGUCUGCCCGGAACCUCCCCUCCUCCGCCCGCGGCCCCGCGCCGAGCUCGCCGGCCUGAGCCAACGUGGGCAAGGUGGGAAACGCGCCUGACCCGCGUACCGCAUCCGGAGCCGCCCCCCGAGUACCCAUGGCUACGCGGGUGCUGACCAUGAGCGCCCGCCUGGGACCUGUGCCCCAACCGCCGGCUCCGCAGGACGAGCCCGUGUUCGCGCAGCUCAAGCCGGUGCUGGGCGCCGCGAACCCAGUCCGCGAUGCGGCGCUCUUUCCGGGCGAGGAGCUGAAGCACCCGCACCACCACCCACAGGCGCAGCCAGCGCCAGCGCAGCCCCCGCAGCCGGCGCCGCCUCCUGCCGCCGGUCCGCGGCUGCCCCCCGAGGAGCUGGUCCAGACAAGAUGUGAAAUGGAGAAGUAUCUGACACCUCAGCUUCCUCCCGUUCCAAUUAUUCCAGAACAUAAAAAGUAUAGACGAGACAGUGCCUCAGUCGUAGACCAGUUCUUCACUGACAGUGAAGGGUUACCUUACAGCAUCAACAUGAACGUCUUCCUCCCUGACAUCACUCACCUGAGAACUGGCCUCUACAAAUCUCAGAGACCGUGUGUAACACACAUCAAGACAGAACCUGUUACCAUUUUCAGCCACCAGAGUGAAACGACUGCCCCUCCUCCUCCGGCCCCGACCCAGGCCCUCCCUGAGUUCACCAGUAUAUUCAGCUCCCACCAGACCUCAGCUCCAGAGGUGAACAAUAUUUUCAUCAAACAAGAACUUACUACACCAGAUCUUCAUCUUUCUGUCCCUCCCCAGCAGGGCCACCUGUACCAGCUACUGAAUACACCGGAUCUAGACAUGCCCAGUUCUACAAACCAGACAGCAGUAAUGGACACCCUUAAUGUUUCUAUGUCAGCCGCCAUGGCAGGCCUUAACACACACACCUCUGCUGUUCCGCAGACUGCAAUGAAACAAUUCCAGGGCAUGCCCCCUUGCACAUACACAAUGCCAAGUCAGUUUCUUCCACAACAGGCCACUUACUUUCCCCCGUCACCACCAAGCUCAGAGCCUGGAAGUCCCGAUAGACAAGCAGAGAUGCUCCAGAAUUUAACCCCACCUCCAUCCUAUGCUGCUACAAUUGCUUCCAAACUGGCAAUUCACAAUCCAAAUUUACCUGCCACUCUACCAGUUAAUACGCAAAAUAUCCAACCUGUCAGAUACAAUAGAAGGAGUAACCCCGAUUUGGAGAAACGCCGCAUCCACUACUGCGAUUAUCCUGGUUGCACAAAAGUUUAUACAAAGUCUUCUCAUUUAAAAGCUCACCUGAGGACUCAUACUGGUGAAAAGCCGUACAAGUGCACCUGGGAGGGCUGCGACUGGAGGUUCGCGAGGUCGGAUGAGCUGACCCGCCACUACCGGAAGCACACGGGCGCCAAGCCGUUCCAGUGCGGGGUGUGCAACCGCAGUUUCUCGCGCUCGGACCACCUGGCCCUGCACAUGAAGAGGCACCAGAACUGAGCCGCCGUGCGACGCUCUCCGCCGCUGCAGUCCGUUUGGCAACCUUUUAAAACUACAAACUUUACUAUUCAUAUAUAUAUAAAAAAAAAGGAAAGAAAAGAAAAGAAAAAAGAAAGAAAAGAAAAAAAAACUGGAAAUGUAUAUUUUGUAUAUUUGAGAAAACAGGGAAUACAUUGUAUUAAUACCAAAGUGUUUGGUCAUUUUAAGAAUCUGGAAUGCUUGCUGUAAUGUACAGGGCUUUACUCAAGCAGAUCUCAUCUCAUGACAGGCAGCCACAUUUCGACGUGGGCGGGUGCGGGGGUGGAGCUGGUGUGCGGGUGUUUUUACCUGGGCACCGGAGUUUGACGUGACAGUGGUUAGAGAACAAAUCACUUGGCAGGUACUGGGAAGAAGGAUGGCUUGUAUGUCAAGAUUUUACUUGACGGACAUCGUUUUUGUCAUUAUUAGGUAAUCCCUUAGAGGUACACGCUGGACCUGGCAAUUCACAAAUAGCCAUUGAACAAAUGUGGUGUUUUUUUUGUUUUUGUUUUUUUUUAAAUGAGUUGCCUAUAUUUGCUAUUCAAAAUUUUGUAAAUAUGCAAAUCAGCUUUAUAGGUUUAUUACAAGUUUUUUAGGAUUCUUUUGGGAAAAAUCAUACUUCUUUUGAAAAUAACCAUAAAUACAUUUACAGUUAGAAUUUGUGAUAAGAUACCUCUGAAAACGUUACCAAAUUCAUUUCUUAGGGGGAAGGAAUAAUCAUUCAAAUGAACUUUUAGAAAAAGCAAAUUUCAUGCACUGAUUAAAAUAGGAUUGUUUAUUUUAAAUAUGAAAGAUGUUUUUUAUGAAUUGUAAACUGAAGAGCUUAAAGAUAGUUACAAUAUACAAAAGUUAAACCUCUUACAAUAAGCUAAACAGUAUCAUUUUUUAAAGGAAGGACUUAAUGCAGUUUUCACAUGACGGUGUUGAAUUUAUGAUGCAGUUUUCACAUGACGGUGUUGAAUUUAUGAUGCAGUUUUCACGUAUGGAAACGUUGAAUUUCAUGACGAUGUUGAAUUUAUGAUGCAGUUUUCACAUAUGGAAACGUUGAAUUUAUGAUGCAGUUUUCAUAUACCAAGGUGUUUGCUUGUGCAGUUCUGUUGGUUAAAUGACAGUUUAUGUGGAUUUUGCAUGUAAUAUACAGUGAGACACAGUAAUUUUAUCUAAAUUACAGUGCAGUUUAGUUAAUCUGUUGUUAAUACUGACUCAGUGUCUGCCUUUAAAUAUCAAUGAUAUGUUGAAAACUUAAGGAAGCAAGUGCUACAUAUAUGCAAUAUAAAAUAGUAAUGUGAUGCUGAUGCUGUUAACCAAAGGGCAGAAUAAUAAGCAAAAUGCCAAAAGGGGUCUUAAUUGAAAUGAAAAUUUAAUUUUUUUUUUAAAAUAUUGUUUAUCUUUAUUUAUUUUGUGGUAAUAUAGUAAGUUUUUUUAGAAGACAAUUUUCAUAACUUGAUAAGUUAUAGUUUUGUUUGUUAGAAAAGUUGCUCUUAACGUGUAAAUAGAUGACAAACGUUGUAAAUAAUUUUGUAAGAGGCUUCAAAAUGUUUAUACGUGGAGACAUACGUGAAAAGCAUAAAUCAGUUGCUGUUUUGCUUCUUUUUCCCUCUUAUUUUUGUAUUGUGGUCAUUUCCUAUGCAAAUAAUGGAGCAAACAGCUGUAUAGUUGUAGAAUUUUUUGAGAGAAUGAAAUGUUUAUAUAUUAACGACAAUUUUUUUUGGAAAAUAAAAAGUGCCUAAAAGAUU